CUGCUAAAUAAUGACUUACACGAUGAAACAAAAAGGACGGACGAGGGAGGGGAGCAGGCUUCGGCCUAUCUCCAGAGCAGGGCCACGAGGUUGGAGUGCGGCGGCGGCGGCGGCGCGGCCGGCGGCGACGGCGAGACGGGCAUCGCCUCGGGCGCGCCCCAUGACGCGAACCGCGGGCGCUUCGGCGGCGAGAGGGGCGACGCGUCCGAGAGGGUCACCUCGCCGCACGCGGUCUGCGAGCUUUCGGUGUCCGUGCUCAGGGCGCGCCGUCGCGCCGCCUCGGCCAGCGCCAUCAUCGGCGUCGGCGACGCCAGCAUCAUGGACGAGGACGCCGGCACCGUGUGGCGCGGCGGCGACUCGUACUUUCGGAACAGCGACUGGUUGUUCCACCGCGUCGCCCGCGGCGACGAGGGCACGCUCGGCGCGGGGCUCUCGUCCCAGCCGCCGAAGUUGCCCGACGGGCUGCAGGGCAUCGUGCUGGGCAUCGGCUUGGCCAUGGCCUCGAGCGUCCCGAAGCUGCGGUCGCGCCGCAUCUCCUGCGGGCUCUCGGCCCGCGCGAGCGUGAUGUCGGUCAUGAUGAGUUGGUUCUCCCGGGACGACGCGCGCGGCGGGGUGCCCGCGAGCAGCGGGUCGUCCACGCGAAGAAUUGUUGCUGUCGUGAGGGGCGCUGGGGCUGCGGAGGCAGCCCCGGGCCUUGUCGGUGGCGCGGGCCUCUUGGGCGCGCUGUUGGCGUGAGGAGAGCCCCUCCCCUUUGGGUGAGAUAUGCGGCUCCUUCGCGGCGAAUUACGACCUGAGCGCCUGGGAGCGUUGUUUAUGUUAGUCCGUUGACGCUUGGGCGAGCGGGGGCAGCUCUGCAGGUGCUCGGUAGGCUCGAUAUUGCCGACCUUCUGCCAAAUCGAGCGAGGCUCGGGAUCUG
This is a messenger RNA of Pelagomonas calceolata, 916 nucleotides long. Lineage: Eukaryota; Pelagophyceae; Pelagomonadales; Pelagomonadaceae. The record is from the annotation of a GenBank genome assembly.